This is a messenger RNA of Necator americanus (New World hookworm), 426 nucleotides long. RefSeq lists its product as uncharacterized. The record is from RefSeq and is a predicted model, not a curated record. The transcript has 2 exons. Bases 1 to 426 code for a protein of 141 amino acids. Lineage: Eukaryota; Metazoa; Nematoda; Chromadorea; Rhabditida; Ancylostomatidae.
AUGAUGGUCCGAGCGACAGAGAGAGAGAAAGGAGGAGCGCGCACGCGCCAAGCCAAGCCGACAGCGAUUGCCGACGACGGCGGACCGAUCCUACCGAGCACAUCUAUCCGCUACAGUCGCCAGAAUGAACGUCAACUGUUCCGCCGGUCCGUCGGUCGGUCGGUCGGUCGUCGGUUAGCGUUCUUCAAACUUCUUCGAAUCCUCUUUAGGGGAUUCGACGAGGAACAGUGCAAACCACUUGUCGAAAUUGUUUUGAAAUCGGUAAACAAAAGGCAAAUGACUAAAAUAUUAUCAAGAUUAUUAUUAUUAUUAUUAUUAUUAUUAUUAUUAUUAUUAUUAUUAUUAUUAUUAUUAUUAUUAUUAUUAUUAUUAUUAUUAUUAUUAUUAUUAAAAUUGCUAUUAUUUAUGAUUAGAAGAUAUUAUUAA